Gopherus evgoodei (Goodes thornscrub tortoise) is the source of this 862-nucleotide messenger RNA. RefSeq names its product pro-melanin concentrating hormone (gene PMCH). NCBI's taxonomy places the organism in Eukaryota, Metazoa, Chordata, Testudines, Testudinidae. Gene Ontology annotation, biological process: behavior; chemical synaptic transmission. Gene Ontology annotation, molecular function: melanin-concentrating hormone activity; type 1 melanin-concentrating hormone receptor binding. The coding region runs from base 49 to 591 and encodes 180 amino acids. The transcript is spliced from 2 exons. The record is from RefSeq and is a predicted model, not a curated record.
UAUAUCUGAAAGCUGCUUAACUUCUAUGCAAACAUUAAACAACUAAGAAUGCAUAUUUCAUCCUACAUGUUAAUACUAAUUUUUUCUCUCUUUUCUCAAGGUUUUUUACUUUCAAUUUCUAAGUCUAUGCGAAAGGUAGAUGAUGAUGAUGAUAUGAUACUAAAUGCGCUCAAUAUAGGAAAAGCUCUUUGGAAUGGAGGUAAAACAGAGAAGACAGAGACUACACCUACUCUUGAGCACUACAAGAUGGAAGACAGCAGCUUUCUGGAUGAAGAGGAAGACAGAAACCCAAAAUUCUUAGAAAGGAGAGAGACCGGAGAUGAAGAAAACUCAGCUAAAUUUCCUAUAGGAAGGAGAGAUUUUGACAGUAAGUAUGUGUGUAUUUUUCCACAGAAAAAAUAUUUCAAAAUAGAAUAUAAAAAGAGUAAAAUGAUUUUUUUCUUCAGUGCUCAGGUGUAUGUUGGGAAGAGUCUAUCGACCGUGCUGGCAAGUUUGAAAACUGUUGGCCUCCUCUCUAAAGAAGCAUUGGUUGCCAAUUUAAUGAAACUUGGAGUUACUGUGCUUUUGGUAUUGCUAUAUAUGUACAUCUAAAUACUACUAUCUGUAUUUCAAAAUAGAGGGAAACAUGAUUGACUUUCACUAGAUAACCUAGUUGUAAUAGUUAUGAUGUAUUGUUACUGAAACUGACAAUUCUGCAAAUCAAAGACUUGUCACUAUAUUUGUCUAAUGAAUAAUAUAUGUAACCUACUUUAACAUCAUAUAUUUGGACACUAUGAAGCCAAAAUGUGUUAAUACACCUGUUAUCUUGUUCUUUCAAAAUGUACAAUGUUUAUUAUGGAAUAGUAAAUUUACUAUAUACAUC